This is a messenger RNA of Penicillium pulvis, 510 nucleotides long. RefSeq lists its product as uncharacterized. The coding region runs from base 1 to 510 and encodes 169 amino acids. The record is from RefSeq and is a predicted model, not a curated record. The transcript is spliced from 3 exons. Lineage: Eukaryota; Fungi; Ascomycota; Eurotiomycetes; Eurotiales; Aspergillaceae.
AUGAUUGGAGCUCCUCUAACUAUAUCGCCUGAGAGCGAUAGUCGACUUGAUGGCCUACUCUGGGAGAGAGCUGCUGGGAAUGUCCAAUGUGAUAGACCUUACAAAUUCAGCACUACUCCAGUUCCACUCGGCAACGACAUCUGCAAGCGGUGUCGUGGAGUGCAUAAACUAUUACCACCUCAGAUGAUCACCAUCUCUGGCGAGCUUUUGGAAAUCGAUGUCUCUGUUCUUGCUGAAGAUGAACAUUCAUUCAUCACCGGGUUCAAGCUUGUCUACGGCGAAAGUAUGUCAGGCAUCAAUUUUGGCUAUCAAAUCCCUCAAAAGCAGAUCAAGAUUGAUCUUCGCGGUCACCAGCUGAGAGGCUUUGAAGUAUUCGCUGGAGAAGGGGGCAUCCAGGCCAUACGUCCAAUCUUCGAUCAGAAAUAUGAACUUAGCCAUAUACUACUCACUCCAGAUGGAGAGUUGAAAGCCUUUGCUGGGGAUUUUGAUGCGCCAGACACCAUGAUCUGA